AUGGAUCAUGCAAAAAUGCAUCAUGUGGGCAAUAGUGAUACAACUCAGCAUGAUAUGACCAGUAUGGAUCAUUCUACCACUAUUCAUGGAAAUAUGAACAGCAUGGGACAUUCAAUGUCUAUGACAUUCCACUUCGGUGUUAAUGAGGUCAUACUUUUUGAUUCAUGGAAAGUUUCCAGUGCCGGAUCCAUGAUAUGGACCUGCGCAGUAACAGUCGUUUUUUGUUUUGUUAUGGAAGCACUUCGUUGGUACCGAAAGUUUAACAUGGCUGGUGAUGACUGUCCAAGAAGUAGAACUUUACGGGAAACAAAUGGAGAAAGGAAAAGGAUUGGCACACCAAGAAUAACAAUGAGGAUCUGUCUGGAUUCACUGCUUUUAAUGUUUCAGUUAACUUUGAGCUAUAUCUUGAUGCUUUUGGUAAUGACAUUCAACCUCUGGAUCUGUUUUGCUUGUAUAUUUGGUGAAGUUUCUGCUCAACUCUUUUUCAACAUUCUUUUGCCAUUGGAAAGAGAUGUCGCGAAGUACUUUACGCAGAGUUCGCUUGUUAGGGCAGCAGAUCGCAGUAUGGCAGCUGCUCUACUGCUUACUACACUUCAAUCAUUGUCCUCGAUGUGCAACUCACUAGGUGCCUCAGCACCGUACCAGUUUGAUCCAGCUUUAACGACCAAGCAACCUCUCAGCCAAUUGGCUAGGACAUCAAAAGGAGCAUUAUUGCAAUAA
Messenger RNA from Enterobius vermicularis (human pinworm), 720 nucleotides. The record is from the annotation of a GenBank genome assembly. Lineage: Eukaryota; Metazoa; Nematoda; Chromadorea; Rhabditida; Oxyuridae.